Molecule: messenger RNA, 1248 nt
Organism: Pseudovirgaria hyperparasitica
Lineage: Eukaryota; Fungi; Ascomycota; Dothideomycetes; Acrospermales; Acrospermaceae
Exons: 2
Coding region: 157-1248 (363 amino acids)
Biological process (GO): methylation
Molecular function (GO): methyltransferase activity
Source: RefSeq, a predicted model, not a curated record
AGCUACUAAGCUCUUCACUUUGAGUAUGCGAUCUCACUCCGUAAUCUUUCGAAUUCGAACUGGCUUCCGAGACAUCAAAAGGCGUUAUACUGAUCUGUACCGCGGUGCGCGCACUGGCUACACUUGCUGUCCUGGCUUUGUCAUAAGACUUUUGCAAUGCCUGCAGUACGACAGAAUCUCAUAGUAGAGACUAUGGAAGCUCCAAGACAUGACUCAAAUUCUGAUUCACAACGAACUUUGAUGUCCUACCUGAUCGAAAACAGUGAUAACUUUGCAAAGCUUGAGAAACUCAAAAAAAAGGACUGGAAGAAUCCCGCAGCAUACACCCACUGGCAGAAACGCAACAUGCAAGCAAAUCCUGCAACGCAAGAUGCAGUACAACAAGCGUUUCUAUACAAGAUGACCCAGCAAAUUGUAUCAGAGAUGCACAUGAAGACGGAGGCUCUGACCCCAGGAAAGCUCGGAGCUUCAAAGCUGCAGGUUUUAGAUAUCUGUAUGGCCCCAGGGGGGUUUACCUGGGGUGCUUUGAAAUACAACCCUAAUGCAAUAUCGUAUGGCAUAACCCUUCCCGAGCAGAGAGGAGGUUACAAGAACAGAUUCAGACUGCGAUCUCAGAACGUUCGAUUCAUGGACGUUACCAUGCUCGCUAGUGAGUGUGGCAUCGAUGUAAUACCAGACUCACAUCCGGACUUUGCUCGCUUCCUGCAGGAACGCCCCUUUCUAGAUCUGUCCUUUCAGUUGAUCUUCUGUGGGGGCGCCGUUCUAAGGUCCACUAGAGACUUCAACACCGACUACCCAAACCCAUAUGAGCGAACUCGCCUGACAACCUCACAACUAGUUCUGGCGAUGCAGCGGAUUAUGCCUGGAGGAACAAUGGUCGUCCUACUUGGGAAGCCGGAGCAUCCCGACACAACAGCGAUCCUCAGACACUUCGAUCGGUUCGCAAGAAUAGAGUUGUUCAAGUCGCGCAGGAAGCACACCCUUCGAUCCACGUUCUAUCUCGUGGCUAGAGACGUACAGUCCGAGUCACAUGCAGCAAAAGCUGCGUUAGAAGACUGGAAAGCUCGCUGGUAUCGCGCAACAUUUGGCGGUGAGAUUGGGACUGGAGAACUUGAGCCUGAUAUGGAUACCGCAUCCAUGGCAAGCAUGAUUGACGAAUUCGGUACGAGACUCAUUGAGCUGGCGAGUCCGGUAUGGGAAAUUCAGGCAGCGGCGCUAUUGAGACAGGACUUCAACGUCACUCACUGA